UUUUAUUUUGUUAAUUAAUUAUAUAAAUAUGGAAAGCAGCUUUUUAAAUUUUUAAAAAUUAAGUGAAAAUUAUGUGAGUACAGAGUUUUCUGAGUAUUAUUAAAUUAAAAAAUUGCAGGUGUUUUUGCUAUGGCUUAAUAUUUUGACUUUUUCUUUCUAGCAUGUAAAUAAUGGGAAACAAGCUGAUUAAAAUACCAUCUAAAAUUGACUUGAUAUCAUCAACACAAGCAGAAUAUGAUUUCCUAAGAUAUAUUGAUCGUUUUCCAGCUUUAUACAGCACUCCUGUUUUACAAAAUGCUGUUUAUCGUUACGAGAACUAUUGGCUUCCUUUAGUUGCUGAGAAAUGUGAGUUUCUUCCUGCUCCAUUAGAUAUAGAAUGGGUGUGGCAUUGCCAUAUUUUAAAUCCAGUUGCAUAUGUGGAAGAUUGUCGGAGAAUUGUAAACACAGUUGUCGAUCACAAACCAAUGUUUCUUACCGAGUCUGCAAGACAAAAAUCGAAAGAGUAUUGGAAUAAUGCAUACCCUGGCAUACCAUAUGACAUCAACUUGAAUGACAGUUCUCCUCCAUUGUUAACAAAUGCACCAGUAAAAAGUUCUUAUGACAUUGUCAAAGCUGCUCAACAACAACGAUUCUUUAACUACAACACAUCGCUCCCACACUACCGAGAUAUAAAGUUUUUGACUGAAGCUGAGAAAAGGUAAGAAGAGUGCAAAAACAAGAAAGUUGUGGAAAAAGACUGGUAAACAAUAUGGAAUUCCAGGAACCAUGUAUAGGGGGCAACCGCCACUUCCUCUUAUGGAUAGUGUACCAAAUAGAUUUGCCAGCU
Hydractinia symbiolongicarpus is the source of this 826-nucleotide messenger RNA. RefSeq lists its product as uncharacterized. The record is from RefSeq and is a predicted model, not a curated record. Lineage: Eukaryota; Metazoa; Cnidaria; Hydrozoa; Anthoathecata; Hydractiniidae. The transcript has 2 exons. The coding region runs from base 171 to 701 and encodes 176 amino acids.